UUUUUUCUAAAUUUAAAUAAAAGAGACAAACAUUUUUUAAUUUAUAAAUAUUUAGCUGUAAACGAAGUUUGUAUUUUAUGCUGUUUGUGUUUGUAUGCCUAAGUAUUUCUUUCGAUUUAUGAAAUUAUAAAUGAGUUAUUAAGUGUGAAAAUAUAAUAUCUAUUAUAAAGUUUUAUAAGUACAGACCUUUAUUUUUGUAUAUUUCUACUUUUUAAGUGUGUGUGUGUACUUGUCCUUUUACAUUGUUAUCUCACGGACAUAAUGGCGAACUAUUUGUCGUUGAACAGCAGUUCGGUUAGUAAACAUUCGAUCGUUUCGGCAAUCACGUCGGGAUAUGUAUCUGAAAAACAAGGUGUUUAGUAAAAGCGCUGCAUAUCGAAUUCCAAAGACCUUUCAAUUUGGACAGGCGGGAUGCGUUUGUCGGUUCUGCAAGAAGACGUUUUGCUGUACAAAAUGUCGCAAUCGCCACGUGAACCAGAUGCAUCCUAACGUGAAUGUCGAUUGUGCCCUGUGCGCUUCUGAAACAUUGCCAGUGCGACAUUUUGAGUCCGCGAAACUGAAUCUGGAGGAUGAGAAAUUGUUGUGCCACAUAGUGGAGAAACAUUUGCCAUUACGUUGUCGGUUGUGCGGUGAUUUAUUUGAAUCCAGAGAAAACUUCAAGUCCAUCGCUGCGUGCAAGUGGUAUGAACGCUGGCAUUGUUUGAUAUCGCCGAUUGACUACGAACACCUUGACAGAAAGUUGAAGCAGUGUUCUAUAAGUGAGAGUGACUACAACGGCAGCAGAUUUUGCACGCCGCCGGAAAUCUAUCGGAAGACUAGCACGCCGAUGUUUAUUGGCGAAAAGACCGAUUUUGAGACGCCUUGCGUGCCGAAAUUUAACUUGAUAACACCUCAAAACUCGUUAUCGGUCGCACAGAUCGCGUCAAUAUCGAAGACAUCACAAACCAGCGAUACGCAGUUCUUUAGCUUCUCGCUGUACAGUUCAAACGAAGAGACGCCUUUUAGAACCAGCAAGGACGAACAAUUCCUCAGGAGCAAUUCCGGCAGAAAACUGACCAUCAUGGAAGAGCAAGAAAAGACUCCGGAUAAAGAAGCUGAGCGAAUAAUUCCGAACAUACCCAAGAUAAUGUCUCCUGUGGAUAUGGAUUUGACGCAACCUGAGGGCAGCAUCCUGCCGCUUCAAGACUCGUCGCAGUCAAAUGACAUCCGCGAGGACAUCGUGAAAAAGGUGAGAUUUUCCGAUCAGUAUACAACCGCGACGGAAAUCCAGAACUUGAUGGAGUCCUGUAUGCAGACUGUUCUCAACGUGGAGCAGGAAGAGGAGGAGUUUCGUGAUACUCAUGAUAAGUCCAGCGCUCAAAAGGUUACAGCAAAAGACACUGUAAAGGACGCAAAGAAUACUGUAGAUACGAACAUAAAAGACGCGAGAGGCACGAGUACCGUGGAAGAUGACAAGAAGAAUAUAAAUGACAGUCACCGAUCGGAGGAUGAAAAGAGUUCUUUAACACAAACCUCGGAGAAUUUUUUAGAUAACUCGCAAUUCAAGAUUAUUCAAGAUAACACGAAAAAUGUAAAAAAAGAGAAUGGAGAUCCUGAAGAAAACAACGAAGGUCCAGCAUCAACAAAUCAACGAGAUUCCAACAGAGUACUGAUGAUGGUGCUGAUGGAAACCAAUUCAGGUGGAUUGACCACUGAUCUAAUGCCUCUGAUCAGUACAGGCCUGAAGAAGUUGCAGGAACAACUCAUAACGGCAAAUUGUCAAUCAUCUUCAAGUACGACCGAAUCUGCUAAGAUCUGUAGAAGGUCUAUUACGACGAUGAAAAUGAGCGUCUCGAGUGUCGAGAGCUAUUCUACGAACAGCGCCGAGACGAUAGCGAAUUACGAACAGCUUCCGUCGUCGUCAUCUUCAUCAUCCAUCGUGCGGAACAACGAAAGCAGUAACAGCGGAUUUCUGUCGGCCGUCACACAAGCUAUGAAACACGCCUUCAGAAGUCUCUCUGUGUCAGGUUUCAGAAUACCACCGAGGAGUGUCGGCGCAAUCCAGGGACAAGAGGUCGUCGAAGAAUUGACUUCCUCGCAAGAAUCAUCCAACGGCGACGCCAGCUCGGUCCCGGUUCGUCCUGGUAAACGAGCUCGCGAGAUCAUCGAGAUGCCCUCGAAGGAAGAGCGAAUUGCAUUUAUGUCGGAUAUGAGAAGUCCACUUGCGAAACGUCAGAGGGGAUGGUACAAAAUGAUUAGAGGACGACAGCCGAUUAAGAGGAUGCGCAGCCACGUGCCGACUUCGCCCAAGGGAGUGUCCGCGGAAAGGCAGGUUUUCAGUCAAGGAUCCCUGACGGCAGGCGAUACGGUCUUGCCGCUUCCUGCGAGAGCCCAUCAAUCUACAGAGUAACAAUGCUUCUUAUAUAAAAGAUCACAGACUUCUGUUCUAGAUCUAAUUCUCAUUGAAUUCAUAAGAUGUAUUGAUUCACAAGAUGCAUUAGAUAUUUUUAGUGCAGGAAAAUUCCAUCUAUUGAAUGACUCUUCUUAUACAUUUUUAUUAUACAUUUUUUAACUAUACAUAACAAAUCAUAAUUAUUUAGCAUUGUUGGCAAUAAAAAGUAAAACUUUUAUAAUUUCGAAAUUUGACACUUUAUAAUAUUCCAUUCUCUAAACAUGGCAUUAUUUCAACGACAAUCUAAGUUAGCAAUCAGUUAAUUAGUUUAGAAUAGGUUUCCAUUUUUCCGUAACGUUUUUUAAGAUCUGUGUAAAAGAUAAACUUAGGAAAGAUAGAUCUUUAGAUUAGAGAAAAAUCGAUAAAUACUGUUAAAUAAUCAAAUCAAAUUUCUUGUAGCAAACUGUGUGUAUUACUUAUUAUAUAUUUUAAUCAUGACAUGUAUUAAACUGUUAAAAUAAUUUGCUUAUUAUUUAUAAAAUUAAUUUACUUUAUAU
Messenger RNA from Monomorium pharaonis (pharaoh ant), 2928 nucleotides. RefSeq lists its product as uncharacterized. The record is from RefSeq and is a predicted model, not a curated record. Lineage: Eukaryota; Metazoa; Arthropoda; Insecta; Hymenoptera; Formicidae. The coding region runs from base 335 to 2389 and encodes 684 amino acids. The transcript is spliced from 3 exons.